AUGUCAUCUAUACUUGAAUUGAUCAUGAAGUUUGUCGUGGUAAUUGCCGUCCUUGUUUCCUGUCUGCUCGGACUGAGCACAUCUGAUUCUUCGAAGAAGGAGGAUUAUGGGACCGUCGUAGGCAUUGAUCUGGGAACAACAUACUCCUGGUAAGUUGAUAGUUUUUCUCACUGACCUCGAUGGUAGUGUUGGUGUUUUCAAAAACGGACGCGUUGAAAUAAUCGCAAAUGACCAAGGAAACAGAAUUACUCCCUCUUAUGUUGCCUUCUCUGCGGCAAACGAGCGUCUUAUUGGCGAUGCUGCCAAAAAUCAGUUAACUUCAAAUCCAGAAAACACCCUCUUCGAUGCCAAGCGACUGAUAGGCAGGGAGUUCUCUGAUCCAGAGGUUCAAUCGGACAUAAAAAGAUAUCCCUUUAAAGUGAUUGAGAAGAACCGGAAGCCUUACCUCGAGGUCAAUGUCGGUGGGGAGGUGAAGGCGUUUGCCCCUGAGGAAAUAUCUGCAAUGGUCCUUGGACACAUGAAGCAGAUCGCUGAGGCUUAUUUGGGGACCAAAGUCACUCAUGCUGUUGUAACUGUGCCAGCCUACUUCAACGAUGCUCAACGGCAGUCGACGAAGGACGCUGGUGUUAUUGCAGGCCUAAAUGUGUUGCGGAUAAUCAACGAACCUACUGCGGCGGCAAUUGCUUACGGGUUGGACAAGAAGGAGGGCGAGAAGAAUAUCCUUGUGUUCGAUCUUGGCGGCGGCACUUUUGAUGUUUCUCUGAUGACCAUCGAUAACGGAGUUUUCGAAGUUCUUGCUACCAGUGGUGAUACGCAUCUCGGAGGUGAAGAUUUUGAUCAUCGCGUUAUUGAAUAUUUCUUGAAGUUAUACAAGAAGAAGACUGGCAAGGAUGCCUCAAAAGACACUCGAGCUGUGCAGAAGCUGCGACGAGAGGUCGAAAAAGCCAAAAGAACCCUGAGUACUGAACAUAGCGUGACCGUAGAGGUCGACGACUUUUUCGAAGGCAAUGACUUCUCAGAGACUCUCACACGGGCUCUAUUUGAGGAACUUAACAGCGCUCUCUUUCGUGAAACCAUUAAGCCUGUACAAAAGGUUAUGGACGACUCUGAUCUGAAGAAGUCGGACAUUGAUGAGAUUGUCCUUGUUGGCGGUUCUACCCGUAUUCCCAAGAUUCAGCAGCUGGUCAAAGAUUUCUUCGAUGGCAAGGAACCUAGCCGUGGUAUUAACCCGGAUGAGGCCGUCGCCUAUGGUGCUGCUGUUCAGGCUGGUAUCAUUGGUGGUGCAGAGAACACUGGCGAUAUUGUCUUGUUGGACGUUUGCCCCCUGACCCUGGGUAUAGAGACCGUGGGAGGCGUCAUGACCAAGCUUAUUCCACGAAACACCGUGAUCCCUACGAAGAAGGCUCAAGUCUUUUCUACAGCUGCGGACAAUCAGCCGACCGUUACUAUCCAGGUUUACGAAGGCGAACGCCUAAUGACGAAGGAUAAUCAUUUUCUCGGCAAGUUCGACUUGACUGGUAUCCCUCCAGCCCCCCGCGGAGUUCCUCAGAUUGAAGUCACUUUUGAGGUGGAUGUGAAUGGCAUCCUGAGAGUAACUGCAGAAGAUAAAGGAACUGGCAAGAAGAGCAACAUCGUGAUCAAUAAAGAAACGAAUAGACUGAAUGCGGAGGAAAUAGAGCGCAUGAUAAAUGAUGCUGAGAAGUUCUCCGAACAAGACAAUCGGGUUAAGGAACGUGUGGAGGCGCGAAACGAGCUCGAGGGUCUUGCGUUCUCACUGAAGACCCAACUAAACGACAAGGAGAAGUUGGGUGGAAAAUUGAGUGCUUCAGAUAAGGAAAGUGUUGAAAAGGCUGCGCAGGAAGCUAUUGAUUGGCUGGAAAAGAAUCCACAGGCCGAAGCGCAAGAUUGCAAGGAUCAGAAGAAGAAGCUCGAGGAGGUCGUUCAACCUAUCAUGAGCAAACUCUAUCAACAAGAAGGCGCCCCACCUCCUCCCCAUGGUGCAAAAGAAGAGCUAUAA
This is a messenger RNA of Spirometra erinaceieuropaei, 2017 nucleotides long. NCBI's taxonomy places the organism in Eukaryota, Metazoa, Platyhelminthes, Cestoda, Diphyllobothriidea, Diphyllobothriidae. The record is from the annotation of a GenBank genome assembly.